GGGAUGUGGGUAAAAUGUCUGUCUUAAGGCAGACUGACUCUUUAUUUUUAGAUGGUGUCUACCUCCUGUCACAAAACUUCAUCUUUGGAGCGGACAGAGGAUGCAGGUGAUGAUGAUGAGGAUGAGGACUUGGACAUCUUUGGAGGUUAUGACAGCUUCCGAGGCUACAACAGCAGUAUGGGCAGCGAGAGCAGCUCCUGUCUGGAUGAGUCUAGUGAUGAUGAGGUGGCAGACCGAGAAGCUGGAGAGCUUCCGAUCUCUCCUGUGCACCAGCCAUCCACAGUGCGGCUCCCAGACGACAGUGGCUCCGAGCCAGCUGUGUGUGAGAUGUGUGGGAUUGUGGGCACCAGGGAGGCUUUUUUCUCCAAGACCAAACGUUUCUGCAGCGUCUCCUGUUCGCGAAGCUACUCCUCAAACUCCAAGAAGGCCAGCAUCCUGGCUAGACUUCAGGGGAAGCCACCAACGAAGAAAGCUAAAGUUCUGCAUAAGGCAGCCUGGUCAGCCAAGAUCGGGGCUUUCCUCCAUUCACAGGGCACAGGGCAGCUGGCUGAUGGGACACUGACAGGCCAGGACGCACUCGUCCUGGGCUUUGACUGGGGAAAGUACCUGCAGGAACAUGGCUUCAAGGCAGCUCCUGUCAGUUGCUUUAAACAUGUGCCGCUCUUCGAUCAGUGGGAUGAUGUGGUGAAAGGUAUGAAAGUGGAAGUGCUGAACAGUGAUGCUGUGCUCCCCAGCCGUGUGUACUGGAUUGCAUCCGUCAUGCAGACUAUAGGGUACCGGGCCCUUCUGCGAUAUGAGGGCUUUGAGAAUGAUGCUAGCCAUGACUUCUGGUGCAAUUUGGGCACAGUGGAUAUUCACCCCAUUGGCUGGUGUGCCAUCAACAGCAAAAUCCUGGUACCACCACAAAGUAUCCAUGCCAAAUACACUGACUGGAGGAGUUACCUCAUGAAAAAACUGGUGGGAGCCAGGACAAUCCCAGUGGAUUUUCACAUCAAGAUGGCAGAGAGCAUGAAGUACCCGUUCCGGCAGGGCAUGCGGGUGGAGGUGGUGGAUAAGAACCACGUCUCCCGGACGCGCACGGCAGUGGUGGACACAGUGAUCGGGGGCAGACUGAGACUCCUGUAUGAGGACGGUGACAGUGAUGAUGACUUCUGGUGCCACAUGUGGAGUCCCCUCAUCCAUCCUGUGGGCUGGUCACGGAGAGUGGGCCACAACAUGAAGAAGACAGAAGAAAAACGCAGUGAAAUGUCAAACCAUCCCACCUUCCGGAAGAUUUACUGUGAUGCUGUCCCCUAUCUGUUUAAGAAGGUACGAGCUGUCUAUGCUGAAGGUGGAUGGUUUGAGGAAGGCAUGAAGUUGGAGGCCAUUGACCCCCUGAAUCUGGGCAACAUUUGUGUGGCCACAGUUUGCAAGGUCCUCUUGGAUGGGUAUCUCAUGAUCAGCAUCGAUGGAGCCACAUCUGAUGAUUGCUCUGACUGGUUCUGCUAUCAUGCGUCCUCACAUGCCAUCUUCCCUGUCAAUUUCUGUCAGAAGAACAACAUCGUUCUGACCCCUCCAAAAGGGCAAGACGCAAGGACCUUCAACUGGGAAAGUUACCUGGAAAAGACUAAAUCAAAACCUGUUCCAUCACGACUCUUCAAUACAGACUACCCAAACCAUGGCUUCAAGGCAGGCAUGAAGGUGGAAGCAGUGGACCUGAUGGAGCCCCGGCUCAUCUGUGUAGCCACAGUGAAGCGUGUGGUCCACCGUCUCCUUAGCAUCCAUUUUGAUGGCUGGGACAAUGAGUAUGACCAGUGGGUGGACUGCGAGUCUCCAGACAUUUAUCCUGUGGGGUGGUGUGAGCUGACAGGCUACCAGCUUCAGCCACCUGUUGUUCCAGAGCCCACAACUCCAGCGAAGGCCAAGGAGGUGCUCAAGAAGAAGAGGAAACCCUAUGGAAAGAAGAGAAAAAAGUUACCGAUCAAAACCCGCAACAUGAAGCAGACUGCCAAGAAGCCGCCUGCUACGAAAGCGAAACGAGAAGCAAAAGCUGCCAGCAAGGCUUUGCCAGAGCCAUCACCUGAUGAGAUCAUUGCCGUGCAGGUGAAAGAAGAAACAAUCGACCCCUCAAUAGCAGAGUUUGAAGACACAGAACUUCCUGUUCCUAUCAGCAGCAUAAAGCAGGAGGAAGUCACAGACUGAUCCUGGAGCAUCCCCCAGCUGCCCACAGCAGCCUGUACUUCACUUUUCGUGGCCCUCUGGGGAGGGCCCUGGCAAAGGGAAGCAGAAGACUACGAGGGCCUUCGCUCUUUGGGGCAGAUCACUCUGCAACAGCACGACUCUGUUUUCCUGGUGUGCAAGAAAACUUCCCCCAGAUUUGUAAUUUUAAUCCCUGGGAGCCAGACUCCAGAAAGGCCACAGGCACACUGAGGAGUGUGACCAGGCUGGGGUUGCCUGUGCCUGGCUUUGGAGGUGCCUUUGAGCAGGAGCUCCCAAGGGGGAAGGAGGCUGCCAGAGCACAAAGGGGCAGUUUGGGUUCUUGGCUGUGCCUGGAGGUAGUGAGUUACAGUCCAAGAUGAUGUGUGCAGGUCACAUGUGUCAGGAAAUCGGAUGCCCUUGUAGGACAUCAGUACUGUGCUCCCUCUUCUAAGCCCUGAUACCCUUGAGAAAGUCAGCACAGGAAGAGUAGAAAGAGGUGAAAAAAAACCCCAAAAAGGGAUGAUGAUGGCUCUUGGGGGAGCAAGAGACCCUUUUGAGUGUCGUCAUUCCUUGGUUUUGAACCCAGAACUGCAGAGGACAUGGUGCACAGUUUGAAGUUUAAACUUUUUUAGCAGUCCUACUGUAAACACAAUCUACAGUCUGGACCUUCAAGCCCUGUGAAUUAAACUCAAGGAAGAGGCCAAAGGUUUGUUUAUUUCUUUCCGGGCCACCAAAAUACAAGGUUUUAGGGAAGGAGAAGAGGGCUCUAAGUGCAUCAGUAGAAGUCGGUAGUGGUUUGGGUUUGGGUUUUUAUGUUUUUUGAGGGAUGCAGUAGCAUUUUUCUGUGCACUUGUUGCUGUUAACGUGCCAGUUCUGCAUAAGGGCUGACUAUGACUUUUGAUAACUUAAGGGAUGUCAUUUCCCAUUUUAGGGCAAAACAGUAAUAUUCCUCUGUCCAGACAGGCCUCAAAGUUGAGGAGGAAAAGCAGAAAGGUCAGUAUGGCAACAGUGAGGAAAACCAGUUUUAAAUCUGGAGCAGGUCCCUGUGAGCUGUCUGCAGGUGAGGAUGUGUCUGGCAGUGCCACUGCGAGGCAAGCAAGUGCCUCCUUGUCAUAUCCUGCAGGGACAGCCUUGGCCAUGGAAUGACUGCCUCAGCCAUGCUCCCUCAAGCUCCCAGGUGAGAGCUUGUCAUGCUAAAACAGUUCCUGCUUUUCAUGACCAAAAAGAAUAAAUGUUGGCAAGCUGUCUAUAGA
This is a messenger RNA of Neopsephotus bourkii (Bourke's parrot), 3431 nucleotides long. RefSeq names its product L3MBTL histone methyl-lysine binding protein 2 (gene L3MBTL2). The transcript is spliced from 16 exons. The record is from RefSeq and is a predicted model, not a curated record. Gene Ontology annotation, biological process: regulation of DNA-templated transcription. Gene Ontology annotation, molecular function: zinc ion binding. Gene Ontology annotation, cellular component: nucleus. Bases 52 to 2181 code for a protein of 709 amino acids. Lineage: Eukaryota; Metazoa; Chordata; Aves; Psittaciformes; Psittacidae.